AUGGGUCUCCGUGAGGAACGAGAGAAGUUCUACGAUCAGACGACAUACCUCUCGCGUACGGACGCACCUGCUCGAAAGCUUCCCGAGACAGGCCUCCGGGCAGAACGAGAGAAAUUCUAUGAUCAGACCCCGCCUCCCGCUGCACCUACUCGAAAGCCCCCCGAGACAGGUCUUCGGGCAGAACGAGAGAAAUUCUAUGAUCAGACUCCGCCUCCCGCUGCUCCUACAAAGAAGCCCCCCGAGACAGGUCUCCGGGCAGAACGGAAGAAGUUCUAUGAUCAGGCGUCAUACCGCUCACUUUUGGCCGAUUAUCCUGCAGCCCCCGCUUUGGAUCAAUCUCAGCCUCCUGCUACUUGGCCUCCCAUAUGGCCUCCCGCUGAUUGUGCUCAACCUCUCUGCCCCGCUGAAGCUGAUCGGCGUCAGCAUCCCACUAAAGCUCGACCCCCUUCGUUUGUCUCACCCUCCAAAGCUCUUUCUAUGGGGCACGAGAGUUUUAUGCGUGCGUUCCGCCAAGGCAUGGCAAAAUCUACAUUAAAGGACAUCAAAGCGGGAUACAUUGAGGUGUAUUCCUCUGCCCAUCAGGGUACUUGGCGUUUUGACAUCACAAGCCAGCUACGGGCGAUGCGCAAUGGCACAGAGUACUAUCGCCCAGACUCUCUACGUUUGGACUGGAAAUCCUCAUUACCCCCCAUACGGCCGCUGUUUUUUGGGGGCACAAGGAUUGAAGUGCUCCAUGCGUCUGCCAUCGCAGGAGCUCGACAUCUGCAACGUCGUGUGCAAAGUCAUGAAAACAUUGGUGUUCUUAAUUCUGCUUCGCCAACAAUGCCUGGAGGCGAUUUCCUUGAUGGUGGGAAUACCCACGAGGCGUCACUUUGUCGUUCUUCGACGUUAUAUGGAUCCCUCAACUCGUCUUCGUCCAAGCCCUUUUAUAACGAUCACUCAUCCAGCAUUCCGUACCACUCUAAUGCUCUGAUAUUUUCCCCGAAUGUCGUCCUGUUCCGCAACGACAAGGAUGUCUCCGAACACCCUCUCGAAAUUGAUGUUGUCAGCUGUUCUCCUGUAAACGCAGAGCUUGUGAGAUCCGGGGCUCCUAAUGCAGCAGCUGCUCUGAUCAACACAAAAAUCAAGCAGAGAAUGCGAGACAGGAUGGGAAGGAUUCUUGCUCUCUUUGAGCGACGAGGUGUUAAACAUGUUGUGCUUGGUGCUUUUGGGGUGGGGGCGUGCAAGAAUGAUAUCGAGAUGAUUGCUGAACUUUGGGCAGAUUUUUUUAGCGUCUCCAGAGGCAGAUUUUCUUUUUCUUUCCAACAAGUUAUCUUCGCCAUCCCCAAACAACAGCAAUUUGAUAAAUUCAGAACUGUUUUCCGCAAUAAAUGCCAAUCUAAUCCUCGUCCAGCACGGCGGAGAGUUUUAUAG
Molecule: messenger RNA, 1413 nt
Organism: Laccaria bicolor S238N-H82
Lineage: Eukaryota; Fungi; Basidiomycota; Agaricomycetes; Agaricales; Hydnangiaceae
Exons: 1
Coding region: 1-1413 (470 amino acids)
Source: RefSeq, a predicted model, not a curated record